AUGCCUCGCAAAGCCGCUGCUACUACCAAAGAAGCUGCAGAGCCUCGUCGCUCAUCGCCGAAACCUCGGGCCAAAAAAGUGGAUAAGGAAGCGAAGGCCGACAAGGAGACCAAAGCUGAUGCUGAGGAAAAGCAAAGGCUGCUCGAGGCCGGAAGCAAAGAGCCCCCUGCGAAGAAGGCCAAGCCUGCGUCUAAAGCGAAGCCUGCAUCCAAAGCCGCUGAUGCUAAGCCUGCAUCCAAGGCUGCCGAUGCUAAGCCUGCGUCCAAGCCCCCCUUCCCGGGCCUCUACCAAGCCGCCCUCCAGAGCUGCGUCCAAGAAGCCUGCAUCCAGGGCUGGAUCCAAGAAACCAUCCUCCAAGGCAUGUUGAAUUGCUUCUCUCGUCUCCUCUGGCGCUAUUCUGCGGUUAUCAGCCCCCUUCGUGAGCGUAGCGCUGAUCCUCGCCUUUUGGUCUUUUUCUUUGCUUGUUUGAUGUACAGGUUGGCGCCCAAGAGCCUGCAGCCCCCGCCAACCCCCGUCGAAGAGACCAUUGCUGAAGAGCCUGAAGCCGAAGCUGCGGCUACUGCUGCUAAUGGCGAUGUGGAAGCUGAGAACGAAGACAAGAGGAGGAAGCUGCGCCCGCUGAGGCUUGACCGUCCAACAUUCGGCAGCGCCUCCCUUAUCACUACCCCAUUCACCACCAUUCUACCCGCUGAGCGUUCUUUCCUCUUUCCACAUAAUAGAUGA
This is a messenger RNA of Desarmillaria tabescens, 723 nucleotides long. RefSeq lists its product as uncharacterized. The record is from RefSeq and is a predicted model, not a curated record. Bases 1 to 723 code for a protein of 240 amino acids. NCBI's taxonomy places the organism in Eukaryota, Fungi, Basidiomycota, Agaricomycetes, Agaricales, Physalacriaceae. The transcript is spliced from 6 exons.